Molecule: messenger RNA, 5760 nt
Organism: Phascolarctos cinereus (koala)
Lineage: Eukaryota; Metazoa; Chordata; Mammalia; Diprotodontia; Phascolarctidae
Source: RefSeq, a predicted model, not a curated record
UAUUUUUCUUUUUGCUACUUCCUAUGUGUAUUGGCAUUUGGUGCGGUGAGAGUUACGCCUUGAAUAUAAAGCUUGGGGAGCUGCUCCUCCAAUGAAUGAAACAAUGACCAGAAGCUAGAUUGAACCUGAUUACUCCACCCCCAGACUAAUGUCUAAGGGUCAAGCUUCUGGCUCCGACCUCCUGCCCGGCCUCCCGGCAGACAAGGGCUGGGUAAGAGGCUGGAUAUUCCUAUUCCACCUCCCUCUGAACCACCAAUGAUACCCCAAUGCUUCAUGGAGGGGGUGGGGAAGAGGAAGGACAGUCUUUGCUACAAGCCUAACACAGCCUGCAAUCCAGAAGUUCUAGAGGGACUCAACUACACGCUUUGACUCUGAAUAGCCCAAGUUACAGAAAGAGACGAGCUCCAGAACAGCAACUGCCCACUUAAACGCACAAUUCUCUCAGGACACGCUCGGGGCCUGCAAACUACAUUUCCCAGAAGGGAGAACGCAGAAGCUCAGGGCGGGUUUCCGGGAAGGUCUCCAUGGCAACGGCACUUCCGCCCCCUAACUGGCAGCACCCAUCCAGGUCGAGUCCCGCAGCCUCGGUUCUGCUUCAACCUGAGCCGCCGCCAUGGCUCGAGCCUUAGAGCUGGCGCCGGGGUACCUAGCUGGCUUCGCGAAGGGGACAAAGAAUAGGCGGGUGCAGGGAGCAGAGACACUGCUGAUUGGCUCCCACGGCCUCAGGUCGUCCAAUGGGUGCGCUAGAGGACGGAGAGUUCUAUGCUACAGACCUCCCAGAUGCGGGCUUUUGUCUCUGAGUCGGCCCCAGAGGAGGAGGGGGACAUGGCACCCAUGCUCCAGACCACAGGGACCCCCCUGAAACCGGUGACGUUCAGAGACGUGGCCGUGACCUUUAGCCCGGAGGAGUGGGGGCACCUGGGGCCCUCUCAGAAGGAGCUGUACCGCCAAGUGAUGCUGGAGAACUAUGGGAACCUGGUGUGCCUGGGACUUGCCCUUUCCAAGCCUGACGUGAUUGAGCAGCUGGAGCGAGGGGAAGCCCCUUGGAGGCCAGAGGCAGAUGUCCCAGGAGGCAGCCACGCAGACUGGGAAGCUAGGUCUGAAACCAAGGAGUCGCCUCCAAAACUGGGUCUUUCUGUGCAAGAAUCAUCCCAGGAAAGACUCACCAAGAAUAGUCCCUCCAUGUCCAGAUUGGGAAAAAACCAGGCAAAAGACACCAGGUUAUUGAGGCAGCAAAAGGAUAAGAAGCAGCCUCCCAGACAGAAAACCAGUAUCCAGAGGAAAAGGUCCAGUAAAGUGAGGAACCCCAAGCAUGACAAAUGUUACCGAAGCUUGAGUCCAGAACCAGCCCUUCUGCCACAGCAAAGAGAAUCAGCCACAAAGAGUCUCCAUAAACAUGAUAUACACAGAAAGAACCUCAGAAUGUAUUCAGACCUAAGAAAAUGUAAGAAAAUCUGCCCAAAGAAGGCAUUAUCUAAAUUUAAAGAAUGCGGGGAAUCCUUCAGUAACAAUGAAAGUGAAAAAACUGGAGAGAAACCUUUUGUAUGUAAUGAAUGUGGGAAAGGCUUCUUUCAGAAGAUGUGUCUUAUUCAGCAUAAGAGAAGUCAUACUGGGGAAAGACCUUAUGAGUGUGGUCAGUGUGGGAAGGCCUUCUAUCAGCAAGGACACCUUAUUCAACAUCAGUCAAUUCACACUGGAGAAAAACCUUUUAAAUGUAAUGAAUGCUCUAAAGUGUUUCGCCUAAGUACAGGGCUUGUUGAACAUCAGAAAAUUCAUACUGGAGAGAAACCUUAUAAAUGUAAUGAAUGUGGGAAAGCCUUCCGCCAUGGAUCACAUCUCACUCAACAUCAGAGAAUUCACACUGGAGAAAAACCUUAUGAAUGUAAUGAAUGCGGAAAGAAUUUCCGCCAUAGUUCACACCUUACUCAACAUCAGAGAAUUCAUACAGGAGAUAGACCUUAUAAAUGUAAAGAAUGUGGAAAAGCCUUCCGCCAUGGUUCACAGCUUACUCAACAUCAAAGAAUCCAUACUGGAGAGAAACCUUACGAAUGUAAAGUUUGUGGAAAGGCAUUCAGACAAAGUACACAACUUACUGCACAUCAGACAAUUCACACUGGAGAGAAACCUUAUGAAUGUAGUGAGUGUGGGAAGGUGUUCCGCCAGAGUAUACAACUUACUACACACCAGAGAAUUCAUACUGGAGAAAAACCUUAUGAGUGUGAUGAGUGUGGGAAGUCCUUCCGUUUGGGCACAAGCCUUAGUGAACAUCAGAGAAUUCAUACUGGAGAGAAACCCUAUAAAUGUAAUGAAUGUGGAAAGGCCUUCCGCCUAGGCACAAGACUCAGUGAACAUCAGAGGAUUCAUACUGGAGAGAAACCUUAUGAAUGUUCUGAGUGUGGAAAGGCCUUUGGCCAUAGCUCACAACUUACUCUACAUCAGAGGAUUCACACUGGAGAGAAACCUUAUGAAUGUAAGGAAUGUGGCAAGUCCUUCAGGCAGAGUAUACAACUGACCCUGCACCAGAGGAUUCAUACUGGAGAGAAACCUUAUGAGUGUAAUGAAUGUGGGAAGACCUUCCGACAGAGCACACAACUUACCGUACACCAGAAAAUUCAUAGUGGAGAAAAACCUUAUAGAUGUGAUGAAUGUGGGAAGGCCUUCCGCCAGAACACACAGCUUACUGUACAUCAGACGAUUCACAGUGGAGAGAAACCUUAUAAAUGCUUGGAAUGUGGCAAGUUCUUCCGCCUGAGCACAGGACUGAGUGAACAUCAGAGAAUUCAUACAGGAGAAAAACCUUAUAACUGUAAUGAAUGUGGGAAGACCUUCCGCCAUAGUUCACACCUUACUCGCCAUCAGAUGAUACAUACUGGGAAAAAGCCUUUUGAAUGUAGUGAAUGUGGGAAGUCUUUCCCCCAAAGUGCCCAACUUAGCCGGCAUGAGAGAAUCCAUACUAGAGAGAAGCCCUAUAAAUGCUUUGAAUGUGAGAAGGCCUUCCGCCAGCACUCCCAGCUGACUCGACAUAAUAAAAUUCAUGCUAGAGAUAAACCCAAUGACUCUAACAAAUGUGGGAAGGCUUCCAAAGAGCCCAGAGCUCUCAACAGAAAUUGAAACCUGCAUCCUUGAGAGAAACUUUUGAGUGUAAUGAAUGUAAGAAUAGUAGGCAGCUGGUUGGAAAUGUCAGCAAGGUAGCGUAGUGGAUAGACCCUUGGACCUGGCACCAAGAAAAACUGAGUUCCAAUCUGGCCUCUGAACCUUCCCAACUACCUGACACUGGGCAAGUCACUAUUUAAUCUCUAUCAGUCUCAAUUGUCUCAUCUGUAAAUGAGCAUGAUACUACCACCCACCUCUCAGUAUUGUAGUGAAGUUAAAAUGGAUAAUAUUUGUAAAGUGCUUAGCAAACCUUACAAGCACUGUGUACAUGUUUCCAAUCCAAACCACCACCACCACCACCACCAAUAACUUCUUGUUGAUUAAUUGAAUAUUGGCCUGCAGUUGAACAGGACUUAGUCAACAUUGAGGAAUGCAUAAUGGUGAGAAACUGUAGCAGUGUAACGAUUGAGGAAAGGCCUUCUUCCAGAACACAGAACUCACUGGCUGUCAGGUAAUUCAAACUGGAGGGAAGCAUGAUUCCUUGGAUUGUCACAAAUGCAGAGCUAUAAGUGCCCUGGAGAUCUGGUCCAGUCCCUUUUAAAGAUGAGAAAACUGAGGUCUAAAGAGUUUAAAUGAUGUGAAGCCAGGUUGUCAGUGGCAGAAUGUGGAUUUGAACAUAGAUUUUCUGACUCCAAGUCCAGUAUUCUUCAAUUCUUCAAAUUCUUCCAAAUUCAGCCAGAGCCACUUGGGAGAAUUUAACCUAAGUGGAAGCCCUACAGAUAAGGCAUUUCCCUGUCUAGUUUCCCCAUGGGGGUUGUUCUAACCCAUUUCCCAAGCUGUCUAGUUCCCAGCCACCUCCCUCCCUCACACAGCAGGCGAUUGAGACUUUUGCAACCUGACAUUCUCUGAGGCCUCCCAAAUGCCCAGCCCUCCCCCUCUACUCCUGCCUUCAGGAGACCACCAAUGUAUUCCCCUCCCUCACCUAAGCCCAAUGUGAGAAGAGCCUGGGGACUGAAGGCUUCCUUAAUGUAGCUCUGAGAACAGUGACUUUGUAAUUCCUUCACCCCACUCCUCUCAAAUCCAGAAGAUUCACGACUCCCCUCCCUAUAUCUGAGGUGCUUCCCUGCUUUCCCCUCUGUCACCCAGACCACAAAGGUCUCUUUCCUCAGUCCCAGCCAUGAGUCUAAACAUAACCUCCCAGGUGGUGUGGUCACUCCUACUCGAACCAGCUCCUGUUUGUGUGACCUGGCCAGUCUGCCUCUCUCAUCCCUUUAGGAAUUACGGAUCCCUAGAGUGUUAUCAAAAGCAAAGCUUCCUAUCCAGAAAUGUUCUUUGCAACAUUAUUUGUAGUCAAAGAUAAGCUGGGAUCACCAGAGGCCUGUGGUGCAUAAUAGCGAGUGUUUCUAUAGCACUUUGAAAGUUUGCAAAGCACUUUACAAACAUAAUCUCACUGGAUUCUCAGACCAGCUGUUAGGCAGGUGUUGGUGUUGUCCCCUCUGUCCCUGGUAACAGUAAGUAUCUGAGGCAGAAUUCAGACUUGGGGUAGCCUAACUACCUGUCCAGCACUUUCAAGUGCACCCCCUCGUUGCCCAAUACUGACACCAACCAUUACAAAGUACUUCACACGUGUUAUUUUUAUCCUUAGAGCAACCUGGGAGGCAGAAGCUCUUGUUAUCCCAAUUUUACAGCGGAGGAAACUGACACAUAAUUUAAGUGACUUGCUCAGAGUUAAACAGCUAGUAAGUGUCUGAGGUUGGAUUUGAACUCAGGUCUCCCUGACACCAUGUCCAGCACUCUCUCCACUUCGCCAUCACUUCCUAGAGGUGAGACAUGAAUGGUGGGUAAUCUGGCAGAGAGACGUAAGAAUCGGGAAGAAAAGGAAUCAGGACAAACUGAUCUUCUUAAAACAAGUCUGACCAUGGCCCCACCCCCACACCAUUUAAUCGGCCCCACUGGCUCCCGACUCCCUGUAGGAUCAAAUGUAAAAUCCUCUUUGACAUUUAAAGCCCUUCCUAACCUUCCUGUCUUCCACAUCCUCUUCCCCAAAGUGCCACUGGUCUCUUGAUGUUCCUUGCACAACAUGUUCCAUCUCUGGAGUCUGAGUGUUUUCACUGGCUAUCUGCCAUGCUUGGAGAUCUCUCCCUCUUCAUCUCCUCCUCCUCCUGACUUCCUCUGAGUCCUGCUUGAUGAAGAGUCUUCCCUCUCUGAUUAUCUCCAAUUUAUCCUGUAUAUAUCUGGUUUUUAUAUGGUUGCAUGCAUGUUGUCUCCUCUAUUAAACUAUGAACUCCUUGGAGCAGGGACUCUGCUUUUUUUUUUUUUUUGCAGACCCAGUUUUUUAGCACAGAGCUUAGCACACAUGUACUUAGUAAAUGCUUGCUGCUGUAACCAUGCCCACGAACACAUGUAGCAAUAAAACAAAGAAAAAAGGGAAGUAAAUUAGUUCACUGCUCCUCCCAAAGUUUCUCCCAAGUCAUCAUUAUUUAGUCAUUCUCUGCUAAAUUCUCUUUUUUUAAAUAUAUUUUUUAUUUUGUUAAACAUUUCUCAAUUACAUGUAAAAAUUUUAACAUUGAUUUUUUUUUAAAUUGAAUUCCAAAUUCCCUCCCCACUUUGCAACUCUCCUCCCUUGAGGAGUCAAGCAAUUUGAUAGAGAUAUUUUAAACUUAAAUA